UUCUCCACCGACGUGUCGCACUGACUUUUUUUAACCGUGGUGUUUUCCCCUCAUGUAAACGUCACUCGUGUUUUCAGCGGGUGAAGAAGCGACCGACAGACACAACACAACAACCGACCACAGCGACGAUGUCCGAGCCCAGUAAACCGGACAUCUCCGCCAUCUUCAAGCGGCUCCGCUCCGUCCCCUCCAACAAGGUUUGCUUCGACUGUGCAGCUAAAAACCCGAGCUGGGCCAGCAUCACCUACGGCGUGUUCGUGUGUAUAGACUGCUCGGGCACCCACAGGUCUCUGGGGGUGCACCUGAGCUUUAUCAGAUCUACGGAGCUGGACUUCAAUUGGUCCUGGUACCAGCUGAGAUGUAUGCAAGUGGGAGGGAAUUCCUCCGCUACUUCUUAUUUCGGUCAACAUGGCUGCAUAACCAGCGCUGCCAACGCCAAGUACAACAGCCGAGCCGCUCAGCUGUACAGAGACAAGAUAAAGAAUUUAGCCACACAAGCCACCAGAAGCCACGGCCGUGAGCUGUGGCUUGAUUGUCAGGCUCCUCUCUCUCCACCGCCACCAGAGGACAAGCAUGUGGAUUUCUUCAGUCUGCAUACAGUGGAGGUUCCAAAAAACGUGAAUACUGCCGAAAUGAAUCUGAGCUCCUCCACAUCAGAGAAGAGUUUAUACCCGGAAAAAGAUGAAGACAAAAAUGGUAAUACAGAGGAGGGUCCAAGCGUGGAUUCGCUGAGUGUUUCUCCAAAAACUAAUCCAGAGCCGUCUUCUCUUUUUAAGAAGAAGCCCACUGCUACCAAGAAAACGCUGGGCUCUAAGAAAGGCGGUCUAGGUGCUCACAAGGUCAGCAGCCAGAAUUUCUCCGAGCUGGAGAAGAAAGCUCAAGCUGCCGACAAGCUGAGAGAGAAAGAAGAUGGCGCCGUGAGCACCAAGAAGAGUGUUCAACCCGAGGAAUCCGUCUCUUCAUCGAUGCGACUGGCCUAUAAAGAUUUUGAGCAGCACAGGAAAAUGGAGGAUCAGAAGAUGAAGGGAUUAGAGGGGAAGAAGAAGGAGCAAGCUGAGAGACUUGGCAUGGGUUUAGGCAUGAGGAGUGGAGUUUCACAUUCUGUGACUUCAGACAUGCACAUGAUCGAGCAGGAGAAUACCCUGGGCUCAAAGACCACCAAGGGACGAAGGCUCAUUGAGCCAGACGAUGAUGAAGGGUCCUUCACCUCCAGGUCUGUGUCCCGGUUUGAGGAUCAGGUUGAAUCUUCUGAUCAGUUCACUUCGCGGUGGGAUGACGGCGUCGAGGAAGGAGGCUGGAUGAAGGUGACAAAGAAACCAGAGCCGGACUUCUACUCUUCCUCCAUCAUAACUUCACUUGACGACAGCAGACACACAGCCAGGAGGAAACCAGAACCAGUACCAGUGCCGGACACGGGAGAAGCUCGGAAAAAGUUUGGAGAUGUCAAAGCAAUCUCCUCUGACAUGUACUUUGGAAAACAAGACCACUAUGAGUACGAGGCCAAAUCUCGACUGGAACGAUUAUCUGGGAGCGCGUCUAUAAGUUCCGCAGACCUCUUUGAUGAUCCAAAGAAACAGACUGGGAGUUCGUACAGUCUGACCAACGUGCUGCCCAACGCUCCUGACAUGUCGCAGCUCAAACUGGGAGUGCGCUCAGUCGCAGGAAAACUCUCAGUCAUGGCCAGUGGUGUAGUUAACUCAAUUCAGGAUCACUACAGUACCUGAGUCAUGAUGCGUCUCCUCUUUGAUUCAGCGUGUGUGUCGUCGGCGUCGACAUAACCGGAGUUUGAUAGUUUACCUGGUGAGAGACGGAUGGAGAUCAGCUCUCUGAGCGAAACCUCUGCUUCGCUGCAUCAAACUCUAGCCCUAAAGUGACCCUGUAUACAUUUACAUCUAUUUUUCUUUCUCAGAUAAUGUGUAUAGAGCUGGUGUUAGAAUCAGGAUGACUGAAGCACAACAUUUGCUCAUCUGCAGACACCUUGAAGUGCGAUUUCUGUGUAAAGUGAAACCAUGUGGAAUAUUUCGUUUGCAUUAUAUUACUUGAUUUGAGGUUUUGGGGUUUAAAUACUUAAAAAAAAAUACUUUAUGUAGCAGGUGGGAGAUUUCUGGUGUCAUGAAGGAAGGGUUUACUUUUUGAUUCCGUUAGUUGAUGAGGUCAAAACCUAAACAGCAGAGCCAAUUCAGUUUUUUACAACUGAAUUGGCUCGUGCACUUUCACUCGUCACACGCUCUGUGCAGUGUGUUCUUGUACUUUAUUUUCUGAAAUCUUGCACAUUCCCACCAUUUUUGAAAGUGUCCUUUUCCGUCCCCAAAGUGCACUUACGUUUGCUCUUCCACAGGCGGUACCAAAAGCUGAUAACGAGGCCUUGUGGGGACCAGAUAUGUGUGUCUUAAUUGAGGAUGAUAUCAGUUAUGGACAUUGGUCUUGAUCUAAUUAGCAGAUAGGUUUCAUUCUCCUGCAAGUAGCCACGUAUUACUUUUUGCUUUUGUUGUAGUUUAUGCAUCCAUAGUGGAAAAGGACCGGAUGGCAGUGAGGAUAAGUAGCUAGAGAGGUCUGAAGGAAAAGCUUGAUGUUUUGGGAAAGUGCACUUUGCCUAGAAUUUGAUGCCACUUUUGAAUAUAUGCAUUUCUUUGUCAGUAGGUG
This is a messenger RNA of Pleuronectes platessa (European plaice), 2643 nucleotides long. It is a transcript of the gene arfgap3, whose product is annotated as ADP-ribosylation factor GTPase activating protein 3. The record is from RefSeq and is a predicted model, not a curated record. The coding region runs from base 129 to 1724 and encodes 531 amino acids. Lineage: Eukaryota; Metazoa; Chordata; Actinopteri; Pleuronectiformes; Pleuronectidae. Gene Ontology annotation, molecular function: GTPase activator activity. The transcript is spliced from 16 exons. Gene Ontology annotation, biological process: COPI coating of Golgi vesicle.